Messenger RNA from Capsaspora owczarzaki ATCC 30864, 2609 nucleotides. Its product is annotated as nucleolar RNA helicase 2. The coding region runs from base 116 to 2497 and encodes 793 amino acids. Lineage: Eukaryota; Filasterea; Ministeriida; Capsasporidae. The transcript has 2 exons. The record is from RefSeq and is a predicted model, not a curated record. Gene Ontology annotation, molecular function: helicase activity; ATP binding; RNA binding.
CGUGGAUUCGUCCGUCUCAGUCUGUUUUUCCACAGUUUUUGGCUUGUCCUUCCGUUCUUCAUUUCAGAAGCACAACAAAGCAAAAAGGGCAAAGGAACACAUUGAUCAUUACAAAAUGAGCAGCAAGCGACGGUCUGAAGAGUCGAGCGAGACACUGCGCGCGCAGACGGAGCAGGCGGACGUGCCGGCCAAGCGGACGCGCAAGUCGAGCACGAGCAGCGAGAUUGAGCUCAAUGUCACCACGCGGGACACCAAGGCCGAGAGCAAGUCCAAGAGCAAGUCGGCCGCCUCUGCUGCUGCUGCUGCUGCUGCUUCUGCUGCUGCUGAUGAUGAUGACAACGAUCACGAUGAUCAUGGCAAUGGAAACGGCGUCGAGGACAUGGACACCUCCGCCGACGACAGCAGCAAGAAGAAGAAAAAGUCGUCGUCGAGCAAGGACAAGGACAGCAAGUCGUCGAGCAAGGACAAGGACAAGAAGAAGGAAAAGUCAUCCAAGAAGAAGGACGACAACAACGAUGACAACGAUGACAACGACAGCAUUGACGGCGACGCUGCCGCUUCGUCCAAGAAGAAGGCCGUCAACAAGCAGGUCCAGGGCCUCGCGGGCCUCGCGUCCGGCGGUCUCAUGUCUGGCACCCCGUCGCGCGAUCUGUCGCGUGCUGCGUCGCCCACCGACGAGGAGGCAGACAACUCGGAGUUUGCCCUCAAGAACUUUGGCGUGUCGGCGACUUCGAUUGCCAACCUGCACGCCCAGGGCAUCCGCACGCUCUUCCCCAUCCAGGCGCAGACCUACCACCCCAUUUUCGAGGGCAAGGACAUUGUUGCCCAGGCUCGCACCGGCUCCGGCAAGACGCUCUCAUUCGCCCUGCCCGUCAUUGAGCGCCUCCUGAAAAACCCGCGCUCGGAAAAGGGUCGCGCUCCCGCCGUUCUCGUCAUGGCACCCACCCGCGAGCUGGCCAGCCAAGUCCACCGCGUCUUUGAGUCGGUUGCCCCGCAGCUUGCAUCCAUCUGUGUCUACGGUGGUGUCGAGUACGGACCUCAAGAACUCGCCAUGCGCAAGGGACUGGACGUCGUCGUCGGCACCCCUGGUCGCUUGAUUGACCACUACAACCGCGGAAACCUGUCCCUCCGAAGCAUCGAUGUCAUGAUUCUCGACGAGGCAGACCGCAUGCUCGAGGUCGGCUUCCAGGAAAACGUUGACGAGAUUAUGGCUGGAUUGCCCAUCGGCGACGCCAAGCCUCGCAUCCUGCUCUUCUCGGCCACCAUGCCCACCUGGGUCAAGGCGCUCACCAAAAAGUACCAACGCGAGGACAAGGUCAUGGUCGAUCUCGUGAGCGGCACCGAUCAGCAGACAUCCACGACCAUCCAGCACUUGGCCAUUCGCUGCCCAUGGCAAGAGCGCGCCAACGCGAUCGGCGACGUUGUUCGCGUCUACAGUGGCUCCCAUGGCCGAUGCAUGGUGUUUGCCUCAACCAAGGAGGAGGCCAACGAUCUUGCACUGAACGGCCGCAUUGCCGGCGAGACCCAUGUUCUUCACGGCGAUAUUGCCCAAAAGCAGCGUGAAAUCACUCUGGCUGGCUUCCGCUCUGGCAAGUUCCGCUGCCUCGUCGCAACAGACGUGGCUGCCCGUGGUCUUGACAUUCCCGAGGUUGAGCUGGUCAUCCAAACCGAGCCCCCGAUCGACGUGGAGACGUACAUUCACCGCGCUGGCCGCACCGGUCGCGCUGGCAAGAGCGGCACCUGCAUCUUGUUCUACAAGCCACAGCAAGAGAGCCUUGUGCGACGAAUCGAGGGCAAGGCCCGGAUGGCCUUCAAGCGCAUCGGUCCUCCUCAGCCGCAAGACAUUGUCAGCGCCAGUGCCAACGACGCUGCACGCUCGCUGGCCAAGGUGUCUCCGGCCGUCUACCCUCUCUUCCACCAGGCUGCUGAGGAAGUUAUUGCACGCGCCGGCGCCGUCGAUGCGCUCUCGGCCGCCCUUGCCGUCAUUUCCGGCGUCUUUGAAAUCAAGACGCGCUCGCUCCUGUCUUCGAUGGAGGGCUAUGUUACCUUCUGCAUCCAGCUGACAUACGAUGUUCGCGGACCGUCCUUCUUCUGGUCCAUUAUCGACCGGCACCUGCCCCCGAACGUGCGCCCUGCCCUCCGCGGCAUGCGUCUGUUCAAGGACCACACUGGCGCGGCCUUUGACUGCCCCAGCGAUGUUGUCGACACCAUCAAGGAGCACUGGGUUGACCAGCCCACCACCAAGAUCUACGUUGCAACCACGCUGCCCGAUCUCGUCGAGACGGACGGCGGCGGUAACGCGAGCAGCUUUGCGGGUCGUGGCAACGCUGGCGCUGCUGCACGCUUCAGCCAAGGCAGCGGCUGGGGCCGUGGCGGCGGCGGCGGUGGCUCUGGUGGCCGCGGUGGCUCUGGCGGCCGCGGUGGAUAUUCGCGCGGUGGCGGCGGUAACGGAGGCGGUAACGGAGGCGGCUUCAACCGCGGUUUCCAACGUCGUUAAGAUCUGGUUGUAACGUUGUUUGGUUGGUGUUGUGUUAUGAUCCCUUUCUUCAUCUCUUUGUUUUCUCUUCAUCUUGAUCUUAAAAAGUACCAAUACAAGGAAUUCAAUGGUA